AUGUCUGUCCGUGUCGUAGCAAGGAUACGUCCUCUCCUGGAUAAGGAGCUGGACAAGGACAUCAUUGUGAAGCCUGACAGCGCGGAGUCUGGGAAGCCCUACACGAUUGUGAAGAUUCCAAACCCCAAGAACGAGGCUGAGGACUUCUCUUUCGCGUUCAAUUCCGUGUAUGACCAGUCAACGUGUCAGGAGACCCUGUUUACUUCUGAAGUGUCUCCCCACGUCAAGUCCCUAUUCCAAGGCUACGAUGUAACAAUCUUUGCCUAUGGUGUCACGGGAACUGGCAAAACUCACACAAUGCGAGGAGGGCUCAAGCUUGCCGAGCGAGGAGUGAUACCCCGACUCCUGAGCAGCGUCUUCCGUCGAGGCAAGAAGAUCAUGAAGGACACGGAAGGGAACACCACAGUACGCGUCGCCCUAUCAUACUACGAGAUCUACAACGACAAGGUAUUCGACCUUCUCGAACCCCCAGAGAAACGGACACCCAGCGGGUUGCCUCUGAGAGCAGAGGCAAGUGGCAAGACGGUUGUGGCUGGGCUUUCUGAGCGAGCAUGCGAGGACCUUAAGGACUUCGAGAAGCUUUAUAUUGAGGCAAACAACAACCGUGUCACGGCGGCGACGAAACUCAAUGCUCAUAGCAGUCGAAGCCACGCUAUCCUGCGCGUCAAGUUGACGCAGACCACGGGCGAAAUAGUUCGCGAAAGCACCGCGUCCGCCAUUGAUCUUGCCGGUUCCGAGGAUAACCGAAGAACAGACAAUGGGAAGGAAAGACUCAUCGAGUCUGCUGCCAUUAACAAGAGUCUCUUCGUUCUCAGCCAGUGUAUCGAGGCUAUUUCACGAGGCGACAAGCGGAUACCUUAUCGGGAAUCGAAGAUGACGCGCAUCUUAUCGCUUGGCCAGAACAACGGGAUCACCAUCAUGAUCCUUAAUCUGGCUCCAAUGAAGAGCUAUCACUUGGACACUCUGAGUAGUCUUAAUGUCAGCUCGAGAGCCAAGCGUAUCGAGGUUCGUGAAAUAGAGAAUGAGGUGGUUUUCAAGCAGUUUCCUAAGACGAGCUCAACCACCACUUCUGGUAACAUUCACCGUCAACCUCUUCGACCCCUUGCCAACGCGCACAAUGUCCACAAUGGAAAUGUGGCCGCCGCAGCAAAAGCCACGGAUGCGAACAAGCCCGUAAAGGCCUUCAGUGUCUAUACUGACAAGUCGAAACCCACGCCGGUGACCUCCCAACCACUUGUGUUGAAGCCGCUCGCGAACACCAGCAACACUCGCCGUUCCACCCCAGCAAAGCGACCAUCCGACCAGGAGGCCCUUCAUGUCAGACCCAGUAAGCUGGCUCGGCCAAUUGGCCAACCCCUGAUGCCACGGUCAACGGCAACUUUGGCAGCUUCGUCUACCACAUCUAAGAUGACCGUGUCCGCCGAGGAAAUCGAGGCUAUGGUGGAGAAGAAGGUUGGGGAGAUUCUGGCAGCAAGAGCCGCAGCAGAGAAGUCGGCCGUCCCGGUCCAAGUUCACGUUCAACCUGGGCUCGACGAUGCGGUGCAGAAGCGGUUGGAUGCAUUGGAGCGUCGAAUAGAGAGUGAUGAAUGGCGCGAGGAUGCCAAAUCGGAGGGCCUACGGUUCCUCCUGGCCGCGAGGCAGCACAAGGAGAGAGGAGAAGAUGCUGCCGCGUUGAAGGCGUAUGAAAUGGCGCUUCCUUUCUUCCCCGGUCAGGCGAAGCUUCUAAGCAAGAUCGAAAGAUUGAAGGCGAAGCUUCAUAGCGCCGAGAGGCCAAGGCCUGAGCAUUUCUUCGACGUGAAGGAGAAGGUAACGAGGAAGAAGAAACGGAGAACUACCUCUGACGACGAUGAGGUGGAUGCCGACUAUGAGGAUGCUGAGGCGGAUGUUGAAGAAGCGACGUUUGUGAAACCUGCGUCUCGCCGACCACGAGUGAAGGCUGUUCCUCGCACAAUCCUCCCCGAUGAUAAUGGCCCUCCAUCUCCCCGGGCCCAGCAGCUUCUGGAUAUUGUCAACUCGCGCGAUCUUGUACAGAUCAAGAGCCUCGUCGGAUUCGGGGCAAAGAAGGCUAAGGAUUUGGUGGAUUACCUUGAGCUUAUGAGUGUGGAUGAGGAAAAUUGCAUCGACAGCCUGGGUCAGUUGAGGGCUGUGCCAGGUAUGGGUGGCCGCACCAUUGACAGGGCGUAUGAAGGCCUCCUCGCUAUGUGA
Messenger RNA from Clonostachys solani, 2205 nucleotides. NCBI's taxonomy places the organism in Eukaryota, Fungi, Ascomycota, Sordariomycetes, Hypocreales, Bionectriaceae. The record is from the annotation of a GenBank genome assembly.